Messenger RNA from Heterobilharzia americana, 3198 nucleotides. NCBI's taxonomy places the organism in Eukaryota, Metazoa, Platyhelminthes, Trematoda, Strigeidida, Schistosomatidae. The record is from the annotation of a GenBank genome assembly.
AUGAAGGACGAAGACACGAAACCUAAGAUAUCAAAUACUCCUAAAAUCAAAUGUAAAUUGGUGUAUCAUUUCAGUUUUAUACACAACAGAAAUGCACUCAUCCCCGGUCGUGGAGUCCCUCACAACAAACAAAUGGUUGGAUCUCAACUUUCGGUGGAUUCUUAUGGAAAUAAAAAAACAACAUCUACACACCCUAACAAUAGUUAUAAGAGCUCAUAUGAACGGUCUAAUCAUUCGACAGUAAGUCAGUCAAUUCCAUCAUAUUCAGAUGCUAAUUCUAUAUCUAAUCAACAGCAGCAAUCACAAUAUCGUUAUUCUGACUCCUACAAUUUACACUGUCAGACAGAUUCUAAUCCACGUUCACUCACUAAUUAUCCUGAUGGCGUUAAUUCUACUUCUUCAGUGUAUACAAGUCCGGAAUAUAAUCCAAAUAAUUCAGAUUUAUGCACACAAACUAAUCAAUUACAAUCAUACCUACAUCGAGUAUCAUGUGGCUUAUCCCAGUGUCCUCAAUGUUAUCCAUAUCAUCAUUUUAUUGCUCAAUCUUAUAAUCUUCCUAACAAUGGUACAACUUUACAACCAUCUUUAGUAUUAUCUCCAACUGUAUUGAACAAUUAUUCAACUUCUGCUAUAUGCUGUCCAUCAGCUACUCAAAUACCCUAUUAUUUUUGGUAUAACCAUGAUCCUGAAUACCAAAAACAAUAUUAUCAAACACAAUUAGGUAUUUCUAAGUUGAAUGUAGACCAAACAUGUCCAAAUCCAUGUAUAAUGAUACCACCAGAAUCAGAUCUAAUACAAACAGUAGCAGCAACAAAUCAAACACGUCAAAAUGAAUCAAGUUACUGUAUGGAUCCGAGUAUUUUAGCUUCGGGAUCUUUGGUGGAGAAUGUUAAUACAGUAGUUCAUCCGUCUAGUUUAAUAAUGCCUAUGGCACGAUCGGUUGCUGUUACAUGUACAGUGAAUAGUAGUAAUUUGUUGUCUUCCAAAACAAAUGAUACAUCAGUAGUCAAUCAAACAGAUUAUUCCAAUGCAUCAAUAAGUCAAUUGAAUGGAUAUACAGCAGUUCCUAUAGACAGUGUAUAUGAUCCAGCUACUAGUGCUUGGUAUCCCGGUUAUUGGAAUUCUAGUAAUCUAUGGUUGUCAUCUACACCACAAGGCAGUUAUCUACCAUCGUAUAACAGAUCAACCCUACCCAUUUCAUCAUUUUCGCCUAAUUCACAAGCAUUCAAUCCAGAUGACUAUACAACUAUUCAUCAACAGUACAUUAAUUCAAUGAGUGGAGAUUUCAGUGGUGUUGUGAAUGCACUGAAUCAUCCUACAACAGAUUUAUUGACAAAUUAUAAUUUCAGGAAUGGAAUAAGCUUAAAUCAGCCAUCACAAUCAUCACAGCAAAUGAUGAUGCUUCAUAGUAACACAUCGUCUAUGCCAUCAUCGAUAUCGUCAACAACAACAUCAUCGUUGGCAGCAGGAACAUCAGUAUCAUCAACGCCUACACAUAAAAUUUCAUUAUCAUCGAAUCAGAAAGAAUAUUAUUCUUCACCAUAUUAUGCUAAUCCAAAGUCGAAUGAUAGUUUUACUGGCCUACAAAGUACUCAAUACUGUUCCUAUCCUUUACCUUAUUACAAUACUAAUGGUACUGUGACCAAUAUGCUAACUAACAAUAGUUCCACUGUCUCUAACAUUGCUCAUAAUAGCAAUAUUAGUGGUAACAACAGCAAUAGUAGCAACAAUAACAACAGUGCCAACAAUAUGCGUUUAAUUUUAACUCUAUUGGCUAAUUCACGAGCCAAUGCAACAGCUAUCACUACACCAAAUUUUGUUCCUACUCCAUAUCGAUACAGUCCAGAUCGUAAUAGUUUGUUGUACAAUCGCCAAAAGAUUUCUGUCAAUAAUAAUUCUUCCAAUACAAACACAACUCGAUGUAUAUCUAAAACAUUUCCUGACAGUGAAUUGGCACGUUUAAAUUUAAACGUUAAUCCUACGCGCUUCGAUGUAUCACUGGUACACAGAGCUCGUUAUUUCAUAAUUAAAUCAGAUUAUGCGUAUAAUGUGCAUCAAUCUAUGAAAUAUGGUGUAUGGUGUUCAACUCGUACUGGUAAUCAGUGUUUAGAUGAAGCCUAUCGAUCUGUACGUGCUCCUACAGGUAUAACAACCACAACUACAGUUGGUGUUAGUAAAAAUGAUAAUAAUAAUAAUAAUGGUAAUAGUUGUGUCGGAGCCGGUGCAAGUGCUGGAGGUGAUAAUGAGUAUGAGUUGGUCAUAGGUCAAUCACAUAACGAUCAAAUCAUUACUAAUACUACGAAUAAUGAUAAUAAUAAUAAUCGUAAUGAAUCACAUCCAACUAAUGAUCAAGGCAUAAAUGAUUGCGCUACGGUCACUGUCUCCAUGGAUUCCUUUGAUCAUAAUGAUAUGACAAUAAAUAACAAUGAUAAAUCUGAUUUGGCUAACAGUAAGACAGUGAGAAUAGACUCAACAAACUUGAAUAAACCAGUGGUGAUACCAGGAACAACAACGUCAAAAUCUAAAAGAAGUCUUCCAAUGUCUAACUUCAACACUACAUCAAAUUCAGCUCCUGGACAUAUUAUCUUAUUCUUUUCUAUUCGUGAGUCUGGUUAUCUCAGUGGUGUUGCAGAAAUGGUUAGCCCAGUGAAUUCACAAAAGCGUUCUACAAUAUGGCAAGAUUUACGGUUUAGAGGAGAGUUCGCUGUUCGGUGGUUGUAUAUCAAGCACAUUCCAAAUCAAGUGAUUAAACAUAUCCUAAUUGAGUGUUAUGACAAUCGACCAGUUACAGUACUACGUGAUACAAGUGAAAUUCUACCUCCAUCUAAAGGUGAGGAAUUACUGCGUAUUGUUCAUGAAUAUGGACUGUCGAUGCCAACACCGCCAUCGUCAUCCAUAGCAACAUGUGAAAAUUCUAGUUGCACCAUUGUAAGCAGUAAUGAUAGUUUACCGAUCAAUGAAAAAUCUAGUGCCUCAAAUGAAGUUAUUAAUCAGAGUACUACGGUAAUUACUUCGUUAUCUACAGUCCCUAACAGUAUUGCCUCUUCUACUGGUACUUCGUCAACACUUUCCAUUACUACUAUUGGUAGUAGUAGUACACAGGUUAUUACUAGUGUAUCUAGUAGUAUGAAAUCGAAUAAUAAUAAUAAUAAUAUGGGUGCUUCUUCUCCAGCAGUUGUAACCAUUUCUUCCAGUUAG